Messenger RNA from Nematolebias whitei (Rio pearlfish), 1516 nucleotides. RefSeq names its product ammonium transporter Rh type C 2-like. Bases 8 to 1516 code for a protein of 502 amino acids. Gene Ontology annotation, biological process: ammonium transmembrane transport; ammonium homeostasis. NCBI's taxonomy places the organism in Eukaryota, Metazoa, Chordata, Actinopteri, Cyprinodontiformes, Rivulidae. Gene Ontology annotation, cellular component: plasma membrane. Gene Ontology annotation, molecular function: ammonium channel activity. The record is from RefSeq and is a predicted model, not a curated record. The transcript is spliced from 11 exons.
AUAAAAGAUGAUGCUGCAGGUGGGGAAGUCACAGCUGAGGUCCUGUCCAAGUAAUCAGCGCAGCAUCAUGGGAAACUAUUUCGGCCCUCAGAAGAACACCAACAUCCGCGUCAGUCUGCCUGCAGUCUGCUUCGUCUGGCAGAUCGCUAUGGUCAUCCUGUUUGGGCUUUUCAUCCGAUACGACAAGGAGUCCGACGCACACUGGGUGGAGUACAAGAAGCACGAGAACCUCACGGACCUGGACAAUGACUUCUACUUCAGAUAUCCCAGCUUCCAGGAUGUCCAUGUCAUGAUCUUUGUUGGGUUUGGUUUCCUCAUGACCUUCUUGAAACGCCACAGCUUUGGAGGAGUGGGUUUCAACUUCCUGAUAGCCGCCUUCGGCCUGCAGUGGGCUCUCCUCAUGCAGGGCUGGUUCCACUCCCUCGAUCAAUCCACCGGAAAGAUCAACAUUGGGAUUGAAAACCUGAUCAACGCUGAUUUCUGCUGUGCGGGUUCUCUGAUCGCCUUUGGGGCCAUUCUGGGGAAAGUGAGCCCAGUCCAGCUGAUGGUUGUCACCUUGUUUGGAGUCACGCUGUUUGCUGUGGAAGAAUACGUCAUCCUCAACCUCCUUCAUUGCAGAGACGCUGGCGGCUCCAUGAUCAUUCACUGCUUUGGAGGCUACUAUGGUUUGGCCAUCUCCUGGGUGCUCUACCGACCAAACCUACAUCAAAGUAAACGCCUCCAAGGGUCCGUCUACCACUCAGAUGUGUUUGCAAUGAUUGGCACACUGUUCCUGUGGAUGUUCUGGCCCAGUUUCAACUCAGCCAUCACAAACCAUGGCGACGGGCAGCACAGGGCAGCCAUGAACACCUACAUCGCCCUCGCCUCCUCCGUUGUCACUGCUUAUGCCAUGUCCAGCUUGGCUCACAAGAAAGGAAAACUGGACAUGGUGCACAUCCAGAACGCCACUCUGGCUGGAGGUGUUGCCAUGGGAACAGCAGCAGAGUUCAUGGUCACGCCUUACGGCUCGCUAAUUGUAGGUUUCUUCAUGGGCAUCAUCUCCACUUUUGGCUACCUGUUCAUCACACCCUUUUUAGAGAAACGCCUGAAGCUCCAGGAUACGUGUGGUAUUCACAACCUGCACGCCAUACCAGGGUUGUUUGGAGGCUUCAUAGGAGCCAUCGUUGCUGCAACAGCUUCAGAAGAAGUCUACAGCGCAGAGGGGCUGAAAAACACAUUCGACUUUGAGGGGCGGUACGCCGGCAGAAGUGUGGGAACGCAGGGAGGCUAUCAGGCUGCUGGAACGUGCGUGGCGAUGGCGGUCGGACUGUUUGGAGGAGCCUUCGUUGGUUUCAUCCUGAAGCUCCCCAUCUGGGGUGAUGCUGCUGAUGACAACUGCUUCGAUGAUGAGGCUUACUGGGAGCUUCCUGAGGAGGAGGAGGAGGACAUCCUUCCUCCUGUUCUGGAGUACAACAACCACAUGAUACAAAAACAACAAGACAUAGCCGAGUCACACUUCACUGUGGAGGAAUGUUAG